CAUUCUGCAGUUGGUACCAGAACUCUGGAUCCUGAACUGGAAGAAAAUGUCUAUCCAGGUUGAGCAUCCUGCUGGCGGUUACAAGAAACUGUUUGAAACUGUGGAGGAACUGUCCUCGCCACUCACAGCUCAUGUAACAGGCAGGAUCCCGCUCUGGCUCACCGGCAGUCUCCUUCGAUGUGGGCCAGGACUCUUUGAAGUUGGAUCUGAGCCAUUUUACCACCUGUUUGAUGGGCAAGCCCUCCUGCACAAGUUUGACUUUAAAGAAGGACAUGUCACAUACCACAGAAGGUUCAUCCGCACUGAUGCUUACGUACGGGCAAUGACUGAGAAGAGGAUUGUCAUCACAGAAUUUGGCACCUGUGCUUUCCCAGACCCCUGCAAGAAUAUAUUUUCCAGGUUUUUUUCUUACUUUCGAGGAGUGGAGGUUACCGACAAUGCCCUUGUUAAUGUCUACCCAGUGGGGGAAGAUUACUACGCUUGCACAGAGACCAACUUUAUUACAAAGAUUAAUCCAGAGACGUUGGAGACAAUUAAGCAGGUUGAUCUUUGCAACUAUGUCUCUGUCAAUGGGGCCACUGCUCACCCCCACAUUGAAAAUGAUGGAACCGUUUACAAUAUUGGUAAUUGCUUUGGAAAAAAUUUUUCAAUUGCCUACAACAUUGUAAAGAUCCCACCACUGCAAGCAGACAAGGAAGAUCCAAUAAGCAAGUCAGAGAUCGUUGUACAAUUCCCCUGCAGUGACCGAUUCAAGCCAUCUUACGUUCAUAGUUUUGGUCUGACUCCCAACUAUAUCGUUUUUGUGGAGACACCAGUCAAAAUUAACCUGUUCAAGUUCCUUUCUUCGUGGAGUCUUUGGGGAGCCAACUACAUGGAUUGUUUUGAGUCCAAUGAAACCAUGGGGGUUUGGCUUCAUAUUGCUGACAAAAAAAGGAAAAAGUACCUCAAUAAUAAAUACAGGACUUCUCCUUUCAACCUCUUCCAUCACAUCAACACCUAUGAAGACAAUGGGUUUCUGAUUGUGGAUCUCUGCUGCUGGAAAGGAUUUGAGUUUGUUUAUAAUUACUUAUAUUUAGCCAAUUUACGUGAGAAUUGGGAAGAGGUGAAAAAAAAUGCCAGAAAGGCUCCCCAACCUGAAGUUAGGAGAUAUGUACUUCCUUUGAAUAUUGACAAGGCUGACACAGGCAAGAAUUUAGUUACGCUCCCCAAUACAACUGCCACUGCAAUUCUGUGCAGUGACGAGACUAUCUGGCUGGAGCCUGAGGUUCUCUUUUCAGGGCCUCGCCAAGCAUUUGAGUUUCCUCAAAUCAAUUACCAGAAGUAUUGUGGGAAACCUUACACAUAUGCAUAUGGACUUGGCUUGAAUCACUUUGUUCCAGAUAGGCUCUGUAAGCUGAAUGUCAAAACUAAAGAAACUUGGGUUUGGCAAGAGCCUGACUCAUACCCAUCAGAACCCAUCUUUGUUUCUCACCCAGAUGCCUUGGAAGAAGAUGAUGGUGUAGUUCUGAGUGUGGUGGUGAGCCCAGGAGCAGGACAAAAGCCUGCUUAUCUCCUGAUUCUGAAUGCCAAGGACUUAAGUGAAGUUGCCCGGGCUGAAGUGGAGAUUAACAUCCCUGUCACCUUUCAUGGACUGUUCAAAAAAUCUUGAGCAUACUCUAGCAAGAUAUGUUUUUGGUAGCAAAACCGAGAAAAUCAGCUUCAGGUCUGCAAUCAAAUUCUGUUCAGUUUUAUCCUGCUAUAUGUCAUGGUUUUAACUUGCAGAUGAGCACAAUUUUGCAAUGUUUUACAGAAAGCACUGAGUUGAGCAAGCAAUUCCUUUAUUUAAAAAAAAAGUACAUAUUUAGAUAAUCAUACUUCCUCUGUGAGACAGGCCAUAACUGAAAAACUCUUAAAUAUUUAGCAAUCAAAUAGGAAAUGAAUGUGGACUUACUAAAGGGCUUUUAAUUCCCAUUAUAAGAGCAUAUUGUAGGUACCUAUCUGCUCCAAUUAUAUUUUUAACAUUUAAAAACCAAAGUCCUCUACACUUGAUUUAUAUUAUAUGUGGCUUUGCUGAGUCAAGGAAGUAUCAUGCAAUAAGGCUUAAUUACUAAAUGUCAAACCAAACUUUUUCUCAAACUAGGGACUAUCAUCUAAGAUUAAUUACAGUAAUUAUUUUGCGUAUAUGUAACUGCUUAAAGAUUAUGAAUCUUAUGAAUAUUAACCUUUCCGCUUAUUACAGGCAAGUACUAUUAUUUCUGAUUUUAUAAUAAGAAAAUCUAUGUUUAAUCAACUGAGGCCUCUCAACCAAAUAACAUCUCAGAGAUUAAGUUAUAUAUUAAAAGCUUAUGUAACAUAAAAGCAAGUACAUAUAGUAGUGACUAUAUUAAAAAAAACAGAGCAUAAAAUACUUAAAAAUGUAAUAUUUACUUAAAAUCAGAUUAUGGGAUGAUGUUGCAGGAUUAUACUUUAUUGCAUCUUUUUUGUUUAAUUAUAUUUAAGCAUUGUGCAAUUACUUGGGAAAAAUAUUAAAUUAUUAACAUUCAGGUAUUAAUGCAUUUUAAGCCUUUUGUUUUUAAAUUUCUUUUGUUCUAGAGAUUGUUUAAAAAUAAAUAUUGACAAAAAUAA
This is a messenger RNA of Nomascus leucogenys (northern white-cheeked gibbon), 2604 nucleotides long. It is a transcript of the gene RPE65, whose product is annotated as retinoid isomerohydrolase RPE65. NCBI's taxonomy places the organism in Eukaryota, Metazoa, Chordata, Mammalia, Primates, Hylobatidae. Gene Ontology annotation, biological process: retinal metabolic process; zeaxanthin biosynthetic process. Gene Ontology annotation, molecular function: retinol isomerase activity; all-trans-retinyl-ester hydrolase, 11-cis retinol forming activity; beta-carotene 15,15'-dioxygenase activity. The record is from RefSeq and is a predicted model, not a curated record.